CGAUGUGUGUAUAAUUGUUACAUAUUCUCUUAUUUUUAUCGAAAUAUAUUUCAAAAUGCUCGAAAUGGGAAAACAAAUAUCUGUGUGGUCCAUUUUUUCUUGGUAAAAUGGGUUAAAGUGAGGCGUUUUUGUAAGGAGCCUUUCCAUCCUGCUAGAAAAUGAUAUAUAAAGCUGGUUUAUCGCUGAAAUCCACAUGAUUGGAAAUAUAAUAUUAAAUGACACAAUGUAUUAGAACCAAUGUAUUCCGUGUGGGAGAGGAUGACUGAAUAGGCCUACCUACCGUUACACAGCACAUAAUAUAAUAUACAAUAUAACCAAUAUGCUAAACGUAAAAUAGCUUUAUACAUCGGCCUUAUCCUGUCUAGAGAUGUCUAUGGCGUUUUUCUGGAAAAAUAACACGAACUAUUCGAACGGUUCUUAUUUGAGUCAUUAUUACCAUAGUUUAACAAAUACGAAACGUUAGAUUAUAAAAUGUGUUUGGUUUGUGUGUGUGUUGGGAAGGGGAACAUUCUAGCUGAGUAUCCCAUAGCCUACCGGAGGGCUUUUUAGUCUCCAGUGAAAAAUAAAAUAGCUGUUAGCGGAUGUAGUAAAGUGCCACAUUACGCACGAGGGGCGCAGGCAUAUAUUUUUGUCCAGUUGCAAGAAUAACUUGGAACAGAAGAAACAUUGUUAACAUGAUUUUAUUAGCCGCUAUAAGGAGACAUGCAUUAAAUGAUUUUAAGUAUGAUAAUAACUUAAUAAUAACUUAAAGUACCACUGGCUAGAGGUAAAUAAAUAGGCCGUUGAAAUUAUUAUAAGCACGUCACGAGACUAGUACCCACUCAAAUCAAUGGUUUAGGCUAUUCAUUUUAAAUUCAUUUCUACAUCGGAUAAAACCCCAAAUAAGUCGCACCAUAUAGUGUUUUUGGUGUCAGAACAAUAACGUAAUAUAACCGUGGUAAUUAUAGUAACAAACAUAGCAAGGAUGAUCUUUUUCCCAACUGCAUGGGGGGAUAAUAAAGGCAGUGGUAUUUAUAAAGGCUGUGGUUAGAACCACAUAACACAUAACACAAUCAUAGCCUAUUGCUAUGAUUUACAUAGGCCUAAUCUAUUUCUAUUCAAUUUGGGGAUAUGAGUCUGAGGAUAUUGUCUUCAAUUGGAUUCUUAAGGAAAUAAAUGGGAUCCCACCGAAAUUGGUUCUGGCGGUGUAUGAAAUAACGUGCCGAGUUGUACACUUGUAAAAUGCAUUACGCACCAAUUACGCACAAGGUAUUUCAUAACAAAUGCACAUGUCUUUGAUAAAUAACGUGUUUGUAACGUGUUUGUUUCAGAUUAUAUUUCCCAUUAUGUUAACUAGAUAGGUAAACAAUCUUUGCCACGGCCUAUUUUGUUUCUGACUUAACCAGCAGCAAAUGAGAAAACUCAUGUUGUUCUACUACUAUACUCUGGCUUCAUGUAAGACCCAUUAGCCUUUAUAUUGUCAAGGCUGUUGAUGAUUGUUUUCGCAUGUAAAAUGAUCUGUAAUUGGUAACUAAGGGACAUUAACUAAUAGUCCAAUAGAUAUUUUGUCACAAUGUUCUGUGAACUUGAAUAGAGCAAUGUUUUGACGCUUCCUGUAGAGGAAAGUGCAACGAGCUUUCCACUAAACUGUUUUCAAGGUCUGCAGACAUCUGCAGUUAUUUGCACUGUCCCUUCACAUGUAAAUAGUUAUUUGUGUAUGAUUAUAUCUUCCCCCCUCUCGUGUGCGUGUGUGUGCGCGCGUGCGUGUCUGUGAAAGGGUGCCUGAGGUCAAUGUUUACAACAUAGAUUAUCGUAAAAGGUAAUGCAGCCCAUGUCAUGUCACCUCUACUAUCUAUCCACCAUUUUAGGUUGAACUGAUAGCUUUUAAUACACCACUUACCUUUACCUUUUCAUUUAUUAUAUUAAAUCUUUAAACAAAAUGAAUAUGGCAUAUUGGCAUUACGUGCUUUCAAUGGGAGGAGUCUCUCUUCUUGUGUUUUAAUUGGCUGUCAGCUAAAGCGCAGAGAAGUGUGAGUAUCUGUAAUUAUAUUCAGCAUGUUUUGCACAAGAAAUGUCAGCCAGAAAGGGCUAUCCUCAUCCUCCGUCAAAUUAUACACCAACGAUGUCAUGCUCUGACAACCAAAGUGGAAACUCGUUUUUAGUAGACUCCUUAAUCCACGGACGAACCGAGAGCGGUGUCUCAUACUACCAAAGUAACGGCGUGUAUUUGUCACCAGGCUCGGAGUACUCCUAUGGACUACCCAACCGCGCUUUUUUCUCUGGGCUCAGUAAACGCAACGAGAGCAAUUCUCAAACUAUGGUACCCUCAUCUGGCCCAUAUUCACAUAUUCAAGGGAUGGAAACAUGGCUAGAGACUUCGAGAUCUUGUCGAGUAGAUCAGCCGAACAACCAGCAGCAAAUGGCUCAUUGUUCCUUCUCUCCGAGCAUCAAAGAGGAGAAUGCGUUUUGCCUGUAUGAAUCAGAGAAGUGUCUUAAAAGGUCAACAACGACGGAAGACAUUUCCUAUUCCCGGUUAACACCGGGAUCAUGCCCGGUUACAAACAGCACCGUGCCUGUUCCCGGUUACUUCCGUCUGUCUCAGACAUAUACCUCUUCAAAGGUUUAUCAAGACGUUCAGCGGAACCCACAGCCUACUCAGUUCGCUCUACAACGUCCGGCCCGUUUCGACACCUCACCGCCAUCUCCUACCCCGGUGGCGGAUACAGGCAGGAGGGAGAGUGAAGCACUGCCUGACCCACGGUCAUGUGCUCCGGAUGAGGACACCCGGGCAUCGUCUGUAAAUGGUUUGUCCUCCCCCGAACCCACCGAGAGCUGUGCGGAAAGUCCAGUCAAACCCUUUAAAGGAGAUGGAACAUCUGAAACCAAAGCUAAUUGGCUGACAGCGAAGAGUGGCCGGAAAAAGCGCUGUCCCUACACCAAGCACCAGACUCUUGAGCUAGAGAAAGAAUUUCUCUUCAAUAUGUACUUGACUCGUGAGCGUCGCUUGGAGAUCAGCCGCAGCGUCUACCUGACAGACAGGCAAGUCAAAAUCUGGUUCCAAAACCGAAGAAUGAAACUGAAAAAAAUGAGUCGGGAAAACAGGAGCUAUCGGGAGCUAGCGAACAACUUCAGUUUUUCGUGAGACAUUCGUGCCGUAUUUGGCGCCCUCCUCCAUCAAUGGCCAGAGCGCCUUCCUUUGAGAAACCCUGUCGUGUGAAUAUGACCGUGUAGGUUAGGGCUACAGUUGCUAACUUAUUGAUAUGUCGUUGUGUUGUCAUUUUACCUGAAUUACGUCUCUGUUUUGUUUUGUCGUGGUUAUGUAUUUAUACUGUCAUAACAUAUGUUUGCUCCCUUUAUGUAUAUACCAACAGUUAAUAUAGAGAUGGAACGACUUAAGUGUUUCAGAGCUGACAAUAUCGGCAUUCGUGGUACAUAAAUACAUGUAUAUAGCCACCUUGAGUGACGCAUUGACAUCUGUGCUUGCUGGAAUAGCUCUUGGGGAAAUGUUGUAACCUGUAGCAAUAUAGGCCUACGUUACGUCAUGGAUAAAGAGCCUCGAUGGAUUUGAUAUUUAAUAUCUGCACAUUUUGCUGGUAUUAUAGCCAUAUAUACUAAAAGCAUCACACAAUAACUAUUUUGUAAAAGGUUUUAUUUAUACACAAGAAACUUAUCUGAGACUUGUAAAUAUUGUUUACAAUUUUGCCUUCUCGUAUUUUUAUUCAUAUUUUUAUUGUUCUCUCCAAACCGUUUUAAUAAUAUGGCCCAUAUUGUCAUUGCUUUGUCUAUAGAGAGACUAUACUGUGAAAUGAAUUGAUAUGUUGUCUGUUGGCCUCACUAAGUAAGUCAAU
Oncorhynchus gorbuscha (pink salmon) is the source of this 3827-nucleotide messenger RNA. RefSeq names its product homeobox A10b (gene hoxa10b). The coding region runs from base 2051 to 3121 and encodes 356 amino acids. Gene Ontology annotation, molecular function: DNA-binding transcription factor activity, RNA polymerase II-specific; RNA polymerase II cis-regulatory region sequence-specific DNA binding. The record is from RefSeq and is a predicted model, not a curated record. NCBI's taxonomy places the organism in Eukaryota, Metazoa, Chordata, Actinopteri, Salmoniformes, Salmonidae. Gene Ontology annotation, biological process: regulation of transcription by RNA polymerase II. Gene Ontology annotation, cellular component: nucleus. The transcript is spliced from 2 exons.